AUGGAUCCAGUCUCUACCCCUCCACAACAAUCUUCACAAAGCUCUCAUCCACAAAUCAAUGACAUUAGGGGCACUACACCAGUAGAUACUCCUCCGCAAGCAACGUUGGAUACAAUUAAUUGUAAUGAACCAGGAAAUAGAUCUGGUGUAACUAUCAGCGGAACGAGAGUAUUUGUCGGCGAUCUUUCCUGGAAACUUUCAGAUAAAGAGCUCAAAACAGAAUUUGAACAUUUUGGAAAUGUAAAUGAAGCACUAGUUAUUAGAGAUAAAAAUACUGGUCGAAGUAAAGGCUAUGGAUUCGUUUCUUUUGAGGAGCCGCAUUCCGCAUUAGAUGCAAUUAAAUCGAUGAAUGGUCGUUCCAUUGAUGGUCGCCCCAUACGUGUUGAGGCAGCUGAAGAACGGCCGAUCGAUGAUCGUUAUGAAGGUAAAAAAGAUCAUAUACAAGACUAUAGGCGGCUAAAUGACUAUCGCAGAGACAUGGAUCACGGACGGAAAAAUUAUUAUGAAUUACGUAACAGGAGAGAAAGGGAUAUCGAUUAUAGAAGUGAUCCUCAUUAUAGGCGAGAUAUUAAUCGUCGGUUCGAAAAAAGAGAUAUUGAUGAUCGGAGAGAAAAUGAAGCUCGUCGUGAGCCUGAAUACCGCAGAGACUUUGUUCGCAGGAGAGAUAAUGAAUUUGAUAAGCGUGAUAGGGAUAUUGAACGCCGAAGAGAAGAAUUUGAUAGUAAAAGGGAUAGAGGAAAUCCCUCAAUAGAGCCGCACGAAUUCGUGGCCACUGUUCAUGACGAAAAAGAUGAUGACAUUGGUAGUCAAACAAAUCGCAAACAUGAACAUGUUCAUUUACAUGAUUCCAAAUUAUCUGGGAGGAGUGAUAAUCCAUUCUAUGAUAGAGAUGUUUAUUCAGAGAAAGAAAAAGACAAAUCCAAAAAUAGUCGCAAACGAGCACGUUCAAACAGCAUACAACAAAGUGAUUCAUAUUAUUCUCAAUCUGAGGUUUUACACGCUGAUACAUCACCUCAUCCUUCUUUACCUCCGGCAAUAGCGUCCUCUCCAAAUCGUUCAGCACUUUCUGAACAUAUAGCAUCAGCGCGUCACGAACCUCGAUCCCCUCUUUUUUAUGACAUUCCGCCAUCAUCGUCAAGAAUGACACGAAAAGACUAUUAUAAUGAUAUUCAUUCUCAAGAAUUUGUAAGGAAAUGGGAUCAAGCUCGUGAUAGAGAACGAGACAGAGGAUUUGAUCGGGAGAGAGAUAGAGAACGCCUGACGGAAAGAGAUCGGGAAAGAGAAAGGCAGCAACAUUUGGAAAGAGAAAGGGAUAUUGAAAGAAGAGAAAGAGAAUUAAGGUUUGAAAGAGAACGAGAGCUGGCACGAGCGCGCGAUCAAACACGUUAUUUCGAACCGGAUAGGGAUUUACAUCGUACCCGAACGAGCUAUGAACACGGUAGAGAAACAGAUCGUGUUAGACCUCCAUUUUACAAUAGAGAAGAUUUAAGAGAUCGUGAUCGUGAUUUUGUUCGAUACCGGGAGGCUGAUUUGGACCCAUAUAUUCACCGUAACUCACCGCCUGGUCAUUCAACAUACAAAGAUAACUAUAAGCGUUUCAAUGAUUAUUAUUACCAUCAUCCUGCGACAUAUUCAUCAUCUCGUCGAUCAGUAUCUCCACGGUCACGUUAUUCAGCACGUCGUUCACUUUCUCCUGGUGUUAGACCACCGAUUACAACUCAUGAACGCCGAUAUGAGCGAGAUCGACCUCCUCGUUUUGAUGCAGUUCGUGGCCAUGAAUUUGAUUCUAGACGUGAUGUCGAUUAUAAUUAUCAUUAUAAUGAAGUGCACCAUCCUAGUUAUAAUCAUUAUGCUCCUAUGAUACAUAAUAGUCCGGCUCAUGUGAGACCAUAUGAUGAUAAUGUUAUUGGGGCUAGUGCAAAUGUUGUAACCAAUGAGACUUUCCAGCGAGAUCGUCCAAAGUCAAGAUAUUGGGGAGUCAAUAAUGAGAAAGAAAGGGAUACCAAAAGGAUUCAUAACAAUGCCAAUGAUGUAUAUUCUGAUAGCUACGAUCGUUUUAGACGUGAGAGACGCAAACCAUGGGAUAUUGUUGCUGACAAAAGCAGAGAAGAUGAAGAAGAGCAAAACGAAUCUAACAUAGCCACUGCUACUGUUUCAAACUGGGAUGUUAAAGAGGAAAAAACUAGAGAUGUUAAAUCAGAGCGCAAUAAUGGGAGCACUAUUUCAAAAGAUACUUAUGAACGUCAAAUUUCACGUGAAAGGUCUACUAAGUAUUGGGACAUGAAUGAGGACAAGAGUAGAGAGCUCGAGCGCAGUUCCACAGAAAGCCGUGAUCGUGAUAAUAGAGGCAACCAAGAACGAGGUGAAUUUGAGCAGGCAUUUCCUUCAUUAAAUAAUGAUCAUCCUUCUACCCCUGCACUUGAUUUCUUUCCUCCUAUUACUAUGCCAACGGAUUCUUCUUUCGCUCUUCAAUCGUCGCCAUCAAUUG
This is a messenger RNA of Scutellospora calospora, 2488 nucleotides long. Lineage: Eukaryota; Fungi; Glomeromycota; Glomeromycetes; Diversisporales; Gigasporaceae. The record is from the annotation of a GenBank genome assembly.